AUGGAUCUUUCACUUGCUACCUAUGUGAAUGCUGCCAAAAGAAGUAUUUUGUUGGCUUGUGCUCCUCUAAGUGUAUCUCCUAUUUUAAAUUCGAUGGAGAAGUAUUGUGGUCGUCCGGUGAAUGUUUUUUACUGGCCAAACAAAGAUCGUAAGGGGACUCUGCUUGUGGAAGUAGAGUCUGCUGCGCAACUGAAACAAUGUCUGAACAACCUGUCAGAGUUUUCGCGGAUAAUCCACAAUUUCCCUGCAAAAGAACACUCUAUAGUUCGACGUUUGAAGCUUAACACGUUUCGACUGUGCUCGGACCCUUCAUGCUGGCGGGUUUCUCGUCCACCACUGCUGGCAACAAACCUGUAUCCACCAAAUGUAGAUGUACAGAAACCACUUGUCGACACAAGGGGACUUAAAACUCGCCUACAAUCUUGUGAUUCCAUCGAUGACCAAGCUUCCAUAUUGUUCAACACAAACUGUCUUACCUAUCCUGAACUGCUAUCUCGGUUCACCGUGUGUGACAGUAUCCAGGACGUACUUUCACAGAUCCACCUGGAUACACAAGUAUCUGUUUUUGGUUCUGUUGUGGAUGGCCUGGGUUCGGCUACUUCCGACCUCGAUCUUGUAAUUCGCCUUGGUUCAGAUGUCAACCCAGAACUAGUUGAUAUAAUAGACCGCACAAGCCUCAAGCACAACGGUCCUCCGAAUACCGGCGUUUCAAUCAUACCAGCUCUACUCGCACCCCCACAAGCUAAACACCUGUUUCUAUCCGCGCUGCGAAAUCUCUUGGUACGACUAGACCCUCUGGGCUUCACAGGUGCCAAAGUGUACAGAGGUCGAGUCCCUAUUCUCCACUUGAAAAAAUACAAUCUCCUUGGUGUGGGAAUCGAUAUUUCUCGUGUAUCAAACACUUCCUCACAGUCUAAAAAAAUCCACUUUCAUGAUGGUAUUCACUUGACUCAGCUACUGCGAGCAGUUAACUGUUGUGUUCCCGGCUUUGCCAAAUGCAUUGCCGUGCUGAAAUUCAUUUCAAGACGAACAGAACUGACGCGCGAGGGUCCCAGCCCGGGUUUCACCAAUUUCAAAUUAACUAUGUUGUUUGUUCACUUUUUGCAAGCUUAUGGCUAUGCACCCCCGCUCAAGCUUCUCCACCACAUUGCCUCUGAUCCUUCUCACGGUCUUUCGUCCAAUCCGAUGUUAACCGACUUGAUCAGUCUCCCAUCCGUGGACACACUGCUCCGACAAUUUUUCGCCUACAUCACUACUUUGCACCCUUCUCACGUCGUUUUGGAUCUUUGCACCGGCCGUGCUAUCCCUCGCGAUCUGGCUACAUCGAGUGUUCCUGCAAGUCUCAAACUCCCUCGUUUUCUGGAUGACGUUGAGACGAGUGAAAACGAGCCGAAAGUUUGUGAUUCCGGUUACGUUCUAUGCCCAAAUCCAAUCCAUCCUAAUCAAAAUAUUCUACAUGGUGUGGAUGAAACCGACUGGUCCAAUCUUGUCGAACUGUGUCACCAAUGGACGCAAGCCCUUGAGUACAACCGAUGCCCUUUACCUGAUUCAACAAGAUCCGAUUGGGGAUUGUUGGCCCUUCGUAAACCCGACUCUGAUUCUGAUACUAGCAUAUCUGCUUGCCAUUCUAUCAGAUGCUGAGUACCGGAAAGAAUGGACAAAGCAUUUGGAAGAAAAAGUUUAAGGAUG
This is a messenger RNA of Opisthorchis viverrini, 1689 nucleotides long. RefSeq lists its product as hypothetical. Bases 1 to 1641 code for a protein of 546 amino acids. Gene Ontology annotation, biological process: mitochondrial mRNA polyadenylation. Lineage: Eukaryota; Metazoa; Platyhelminthes; Trematoda; Opisthorchiida; Opisthorchiidae. The record is from RefSeq and is a predicted model, not a curated record. Gene Ontology annotation, molecular function: poly(A) RNA polymerase activity. The transcript has 2 exons.